This is a messenger RNA of Anopheles marshallii, 1629 nucleotides long. RefSeq lists its product as uncharacterized. NCBI's taxonomy places the organism in Eukaryota, Metazoa, Arthropoda, Insecta, Diptera, Culicidae. Bases 1 to 1629 code for a protein of 542 amino acids. Gene Ontology annotation, molecular function: long-chain fatty acid-CoA ligase activity. The transcript is spliced from 2 exons. Gene Ontology annotation, biological process: fatty-acyl-CoA biosynthetic process; long-chain fatty acid metabolic process. The record is from RefSeq and is a predicted model, not a curated record.
AUGGCAUUGUGUACGUUCGAUGAGCAGAGUCGCACCUGGUACGGUAUCCAAAAGGAGCCGAUCUACAACCCCAAGGCGAACGUAGGCGAGAUCCUCAACCAUAUCCUGGCUCGCACACCCGAUCAGAUUAUCCAGAUCGAUAUGGAUACGAGCGAACGGAUGAGUUGUACCGCGUUCCGCACGCGAAUGAUUCGUUUCGUGCAGAACUUAACGGAUGCUGGUCUGCGCAAGGGUGACAUCGUGGCGAUGGCAAACGGAAACAGUGAGAAUGUAGCUCCGCUCGCAUGCGCACUGAUGACGCUCGGGGCACCGUUUAAUCCGUUGGCACCGGGGUUCAAUGAGGCGGAUAUGGCACACAUGUUGCAUCUUACCGAACCGAAAAUGAUAUUCUGUGACGAGAGCAAUUUUGAUGUAGUUUCCAAGGCCGCCUGUACAGUAUUCGACAACGAGCGACCAAUCUAUGUGUUUGAGAGCUCGCGAACAAACGUGAAACACGCGGAAGAUCUACUCAAACCAACUGGCCGGGAGGAACAAUUUGUCCCACCACAUCUGGGCGAUUCGCAAGAGCUGCUAUCGAUGAUUCUUUGCUCGUCGGGCACUACGGGACCACCGAAAGGUGUGUGCGUGACGCACGCACAGACAAUCGCCGCGAUUGGUUCCAAUCCCAACUCAACCCCAAUGACGGUGUUCAACUUCAGUCCACUCUACUGGGGCACCGGCAUCUACCUGCUGCUCAGCACGUUCUCAAGCGCUUCGACACGCCUGAUCACGCGCCGUCCAUUCUCGGCGGAAACGUUCUUCGAAGCGGUGGAGAAGUACCGUGCCAACAUGGUGUUCAUGCCACCGUCGUACGCCAGUCAGGUCGCACUCCAUGAGCGUGUGGCACAGGUGGACUUCUCCAGCCUACGGAUGCUAGCAAUGGGUGGAAGCUACGUUUCGGACGCACUGCGCGAUAAGCUCGACCAACUGCUGCCAAACGGGCGAACGUACAAUACGGUUGGUACGUCGGAAAUCGGAUGGGUCUCCACCGAUUUCGGCAAACGGAAGCCAGGCUCAGUCGGAACGCCGGUAGUCAACAUAGCCAUAAAGAUUAUCGACGAUGCGGGUAACGAUUUGGGGGUCGGUGAGAAGGGACAUGUAUUGAUUAAAGGACCCGAACCGUUCCUUGGUUACUACAAGAACGAAGAGGCCACGAGGGCGACAAUCGAAGAACGGGGAUUUACACGCUCUGGAGACGUGGGUUACUUCGACGAGGAAGGAUACAUGUACUUCAUCGACCGGGAGAAGGACAUCUUCAAGUACGGCGGGUUCCACGUCUCUCCAAGCGAGCUGGAGGCAAUCGUUGCCCAAAUUGAGGGUGUUUCGGAGGUUUGUGUCGUUGGUAUUCCAGCGGAUGCUGAGCAUACCACCGAACUGCCAACAGCAGUUAUCGUACGACGUGCUGGAAGCUCACUCAGUGCCAAGCAGGUGACGGAUAUUGUCGACCGGAAGGUGUCCGACUUUAAACGACUCCGUGGGGGAGUUUAUUUCAUGGAUCAGUUACCGAAAACACAGACCGGGAAAAAUUUGCGCCGUAAGGUGUUGGAGAAGGUGAUGAGUUUGGUGGAGGGCAACAAUGUAGAUGCUUAA